AUCCCCACGACAGACGCAGAGCGCGCUGUGGUUACUCUGGUGACUGCGUGAGCGCCGCGCGAGGGAUGCUGGUGAGGACGCCGUAGGGAGCCGCCGCCGCCCCUGGAGACCUCCAUUCACCCGCGGGGCAGCCAGGUCGCGGACUGGGAGGUUGUGGGCAGGGCACCUGCUGCUGUUGAGAAAGAACAGAUUACAGCACGAUAAGCCAGCAUCAGAUAUAAACCAUCACCUGCAACUACCUCCACGAGAACCUAUCUUAGAAAAGAAAAAAGAAACUAAAUGGAUUGCCCGAAAGAGGGGGGAGACUAACUUGGGACCUGUUGGAGCUGGGGAUUUUGAAGUACUGCUUUCUAAGCCCCAAUCGCCCCCCUUCAGAUACUUUUAUACCAACUUUAUGAUUUUCUAAGUUAGUCUGAUUUGAACUGUAAUCCUGUGACGGUGUUAACUGGAGUUGGGCCGGUUCCUGGUGCUCAUUUGGGAACACAUUUUGGGGAGACUCUCUGAUCAUCAAAACCCUGCACGGAUAAAAAGAAGAUCUCAGAGUGGACCGGUGCCUCCAAAGGAGCCUUGGAACCAUGUGGGCUUUUCUUGGCCUUGCCACUUUCACGUAUUUCUAUAAGAAAUGCGGGGACUUCGUCACUUUUGCCAACAAGGAACUCCUGCUGUGCGUGCUGGUGUUCCUGUCGCUGGGCCUGGUGCUGUCCUACCGCUGUCGCUCCCGGAGCGGGGCCCUCCCGAGGCGCCAGCAGAGCGGGGCCCAGCUCGCGGUCUUCUCGGAGAUCCUGUCCGCCUUGCCUUUCAUCGGCUUCUUCUGGGCUAAAUCCCCUCCAGGGACAGAAAAGAAAGAGCAAGUGGAGUGUAGGAAGUGCAAAAAACGAACCAGUGUUUCAGAAACCACCUUAGUAGGAGGAGCUGCCGCUACAUCGGUGUCUUCUCAGAAUGAUCCAGAGGUUAUCAUCGUGGGGUCUGGCGUCCUCGGCUCUGCUUUGGCAGCAGUGCUCUCCAGAGAUGGAAGAACUGUGACAGUGAUUGAGAGAGAUUUACAAGAGCCCGACAGGAUCGUUGGAGAAUACCUGCAGCCAGGUGGUUAUCAUGUCCUUAAGGACCUUGGUCUUGAAGAUACAGUGGAAGGUAUUGAUGCCCAAGUUAUAAAUGGCUAUAUCAUUCAUGACAGCGAAAGCAAAUCAAACGUUCAGGUUCCUUACCCUCUGUCAGAAGACAAUCAGGUGCGGAGCGGACGAGCUUUCCAUCAUGGAAGGUUCAUCAUGAGUCUCCGGAAAGCAGCUAUGAUGGAGCCCAAUACAAAGUUUAUUGAGGGCGUUGUGCUACAGUUAUUAGAAGAAGAUGAUGCUGUGGUUGGAGUUCAGUACAGGGAUAAAGAAACUGGAGAUAUCAAGGAACUUCAUGCUCCAUUGACUGUUGUUGCAGAUGGACUGUUUUCCAAGUUUAGGAAAAACCUGAUCUCCAAUAAAGUUUCUGUUUCGUCUCAUUUUGUUGGCCUUCUCAUGGAGAAUGUACCACAAUUUAAAGCAAAUCAUGCUGAACUUGUUUUAAUUAAUCCGAGUCCAGUUCUCAUCUACCAGAUUUCACCUAAUGAAACUCGAGUACUUGUUGACGUCCAAGGAGAAUUGCCAAGGAAUUUAAGAGAAUACAUGGCUGAAAAAAUUUACCCACAAUUACCUGAUCACUUGAAAGAACCAUUCCUAGAAGCCACUCAGAAUUCUCGUUUGAGGUCUAUGCCAGCAAGUUUCCUUCCUCCUUCACCAGUAAACAAACGAGGUGUUCUUCUUUUGGGAGAUGCAUAUAAUAUAAGGCAUCCUCUUACUGGAGGAGGAAUGACUGUUGCUUUUAAAGAUAUAAAACUAUGGAGAAAAUUGCUAAAGGGCAUCCCUGACCUUUAUGAUGAUGCAGCUGUUUUCCAGGCCAAAAAAUCAUUCUAUUGGUCAAGAAAAAUGUCUCAUUCCUUUGUUGUGAAUAUCCUUGCUCAGGCUCUUUAUGAAUUAUUCUCUGGAACAGAUGAUUCACUACAUCAACUAAGAAAAGCCUGUUUUUUGUAUUUCAAACUUGGUGGAGAAUGCAUUGCUGGUCCUGUUGGGCUGCUUUCUGUGCUGUCUCCCAACCCUCUCUGUUUAAUCGGACACUUCUUUGCGGUUGCGGUCUAUGCCACAUAUUUUUGCUUUAAAUCGGAGCCUUGGAUUACGAAACCCCGAGCCAUUUUCAGUAGUGGUGCUGUAUUGUACAAAGCGUGUUCUGUGAUAUUCCCUCUGAUUUACUCAGAAAUGAAGUACUUGAUUCAUUAAGCUUAGAAGGGGACCAUUUGUGAAUGAAUAUUUGGACUCACCAAAGCUGAGAGACUUCCGGACGAGGAGUCAUGCAGCAUAGCACUGUACUGCUUCCAAAGUGGAAACUCUUGGACCAAGAUGGGGAUUAAUUUGUUUUUGAAGUUAUUUGUAUAUAAACGUGUAUAUACUUUAAUUUGCAGUUUAAAAUGAAGGGUCAAAUAAGAUAGUUUAAAAGAAAUGAUUGUUACCAUAAAUUAGUGCUAAAACUAAUACUGAGAAGUUUUUCUUUUAAAUUCAGUAUUUGGGAAUGAGUUAUCGUGGGACAUAUAAAUAAAAUGAAGAAUGAA
This is a messenger RNA of Molossus molossus (Pallas's mastiff bat), 2629 nucleotides long. It is a transcript of the gene SQLE, whose product is annotated as squalene epoxidase. The coding region runs from base 576 to 2300 and encodes 574 amino acids. Gene Ontology annotation, cellular component: membrane; endoplasmic reticulum. The transcript has 12 exons. Lineage: Eukaryota; Metazoa; Chordata; Mammalia; Chiroptera; Molossidae. The record is from RefSeq and is a predicted model, not a curated record. Gene Ontology annotation, biological process: cholesterol metabolic process; sterol biosynthetic process. Gene Ontology annotation, molecular function: squalene monooxygenase activity; flavin adenine dinucleotide binding.